UUUUGCUAUCCGGGUUUCAUUUUUCUUCUUCCCUUCUGGUUUUAGACUUUUUCUUUUCUUUUCUCGGUUCUUAUCUCGUCGUUCCCUGCUGUCUUAGCCAAUUUGCUUAUUCUCGCUUCUGGACUUUCCAUGGUAGGUUCUCUGGGUUUCCAUUAGUUUUUCCUUCAUUUGGAUGGUUGUUUGAUGGCAAUAGUUAGCCGAAUUCAGAUGAAGGCUGUUUCAUCAAAGCUGUUGCUUUGUUCUUCUUCAUAAGUUGAGAGAUCAGAGAAGACCAGCUCGAAUGCUAAGAAGGAUUGAAUUGGAGGAAUUUUUACGAGUUUUUCAGAAUGAAGUGUUUCUUCUACUUCAAGGAUAAACCAAAAUCCAGUAAACAGAAGUCGGCUCCGGAGUUCAAAGAUAGAAGCCAACCGGACAAUUCUCAGAGGGGAGACAAAUCUGCAGGUUCAGCCGCUUCCAGGCGGACCAUUCCGGAGCUGUACGAAGAGAAGGCGCACAAUUUGAGGGUCUUCUCGUUCUCGGAGCUCAGGAACGCGACCAAUGAUUUCAACAGGAUGCUUAAGAUUGGGGAAGGCGGGUUUGGAAGUGUCUAUAAAGGCUUCAUCGGGCCUCCUGAUGGUCAGGGAGAAAAAACAGUGGUUGCUAUAAAGAAGCUCAACAGAGAAGGCUUGCAGGGUCACAAACAAUGGAUGGCAGAAGUUCAAUUUCUUGGUAUUGUCGACCACCCAAAUCUUGUAAAACUUAUAGGAUACUGUGCCAUUGAUGACGAAAGAGGGAUCCAACGACUGCUGGUGUAUGAGUUUAUGCCUAAUAAAAGCUUAGAAGAUCAUCUUUUCAGCAGGGCUUUGCCAGUUCUUCCCUGGCAAACAAGAUUACAAAUAGUCCUUGGUGCAGCUCAAGGAUUGGUCUAUCUGCAUGAAGAAUUGGAAGUUCAGGUGAUAUAUCGGGAUUUUAAAUCCUCAAAUGUGCUGUUGGAUGGGAACUUCAAGCCAAAGCUGUCGGACUUCGGACUUGCGAGGGAGGGACCAACAGGUGAACGUACUCAUGUCUCCACAGCGGUGGUUGGGACAUAUGGGUAUGCAGCUCCAGAAUAUGUUGAGACUGGCCAUCUCAGUAUUAUGAGUGACGUAUGGAGUUUUGGUGUGGUACUAUAUGAGAUCCUCACUGGAAGACGAUCCUUGGAGAGGAACCGCCCGAAAUCAGAGCAGAAGCUUCUGGAAUGGGUGAGACAGUUCCCUGCAGACAGUAGAAGGUUUAACAUGAUUAUGGACCCUCGGCUCCAAAACCAGUAUUCUCUUAGUGCAGCAAAGAUGAUUUCCAAGUUGGCAGAUAGUUGCCUUGUCAAGAAUCGAAAAGAACGUCCAAAUAUGAGUCAAGUUGUAGAGAGCUUGAAGAAAGCAAUCCAAGUUUCACAAGAGGAAAGAUCUAUUGAGAAGAAGGUUCCUCCUGGAUAUCCUCCAACUAGCCCUGUUUAUUCUGGCAAGAAACCGGCUCAAAUUGGUAGAAGGAAGUGACCCACCUAGCAAGACUAGGUGAGAAUGCAAUGUGGUUGGUAGAAGACAAUGCAGAGGAUUCAAAUGCCCUAGUUUUUUUACUCUUCUUUCUUCUUCGGCCAGUCUACUAGCUUUGCUCGCAUGGCCCAGAUUAACCAAGUGGAUCCACGAUUUUCUUAUUGGGGCAUGUAUAUCAAAUCCAUCCAGAUAUGGGAAUUUGGUUGUUACAUCUUUCGCUUGGUCUGAUGCAUUUAGUUGAUCCAGACACAGUCUCUCUGUAUUCUUCUUCUUCUCAGUGAGAACCAGUAAUGGAAUAAAGCAGCUAGCAAGAAAGAAGAGUACGUGAAGGAUAGUAACUGCACCAAACCAGUUCAGAGUCCUGCUAUGAUUGUCAAUGGACUUGUCCUCAAGCUCUUUCUUGUACUAGUACGUGCAGUGUAACAAUUUGUUUCCAUUUUAAUAAUGGGUAAAGCAACAUGCAUUGUACACAUCUUGGUUACUCGGUUUCUUAUUAUAUAGUUGAGUAAAUAAUGAAAAAA
Messenger RNA from Nelumbo nucifera (sacred lotus), 2029 nucleotides. RefSeq names its product putative serine/threonine-protein kinase PBL19. Gene Ontology annotation, biological process: protein phosphorylation. Gene Ontology annotation, molecular function: ATP binding; protein kinase activity. The record is from RefSeq and is a predicted model, not a curated record. Lineage: Eukaryota; Viridiplantae; Streptophyta; Magnoliopsida; Proteales; Nelumbonaceae.